UUUGGCGACAAGAUUUUCGAGGGAUCUCCAUGAGCGUGCAGGACUGACAUGAAUUACUUGGACGUGGCUCCGUUAUUGUCUGCGCUCACUGCAGUACUCUUUUUGGCUGUAACUUGAAAAAAGGAGAACGAUUUCUUCGGAGGGAGGACAUGGACAAGGAGCUCUAAAACAGGAUUUUUACCCUUCAAAUCUGGAGGUGCUGGAAGUAAAUGACAUUCACCCUGUUUCAGUUCUAUGGUCAUAGAUGCAGAACUAAACCGGAUUGCAUAUCCAGGUCCAGGUGCGCUUUGGAGUCGGCGGCUGCGCGGAGACACUGGGCUAGUGGAUUAGGACGGUACCUGUGUGUGGAACGCGCGUCAUGCGGACUCGGAUGUCGCGCACUAGAAGCCAUUAAAACCUGUAGGCUGGAGCUGACAGAUAAGCGGAUAUGGGCUCUGCUCUGCGGCGUCGCUGGCUAGUGGUCCAACUCCUGAUGCAGGUUUGGCUGGCGGCAAAUCCAUCAUUGAGUGAGCGCCCAUGCCCCAAGAGCUGUCGCUGUGAUGGGAAAAUUGUCUACUGUGAGUCUAGCGCCUUUCGCGAUGUCCCCAAGAAUCUCUCAGGAGGCUGUGAAGGCUUGUCCUUACGCUACAACAGCCUCGCUAGUCUACGAGCAGGCCAGUUUGUUGGUCUCAACCAUCUCAUCUGGCUCUACUUGGACCACAACUACAUUGCCUCUGUGGAUGGGAUGGCAUUUCAGGGCGUCCGCAGGCUCAAAGAGCUGAUCCUGAGUUCAAACAAGAUCACCUCGCUCCACAACACCACAUUCCACCCUGUCCCUAAUUUAAGAAAUCUGGACUUGUCGUACAACAAACUGCAAGCGUUGCAGCCUGGACAGUUCCAGGGUCUUAGGAAACUUCUCAGCCUUCACAUACGCUCAAACUCACUAAAGACCAUCCCAAUGCGCCUGUUCCAAGAUUGUAGAAAUCUUGAAUUCCUGGAUCUGGGUUACAACCGCUUGCGCAGUAUCACUCGGAAUGCAUUUUCAGGCCUAGUCAAGCUCACUGAGCUGCAUCUGGAGCAUAAUCAGUUCUCAAAGAUUAAUUUCUCUCACUUUCCCCGCCUGUACAAUCUGCGUUCACUUUACCUGCAGUGGAAUCGCAUUCGUUCAAUGAGCCAGGGUCUGACUUGGACCUGGGCCUCUAUCCAGAAACUGGAUCUGUCUGGGAACGAUCUUACAGAAGUGGAUGCAGUAGUAUACCAGUGCUUACCCAACUUGCAGACCCUCAAUCUCGACUCCAACAAGCUGACCAACGUCUCCCAAGAGGUGGUUGAUGCCUGGAUCUCCUUGACUACAAUAAGCUUAGCUGGGAAUGUAUGGGAUUGUGGCCCUGCUAUCUGCCCUCUGGUUGGCUGGCUGAGAAACUUCAGAGGAGCAAAGGAAACCACCAUGAUCUGUGCCUCCCCCAAGAAAGCCCAAGGGGAGAAAGUUCUGGAUGCUGUUGAAGCUUUUGGUGUGUGUCAAUCAAAUGCAGCGACAACACUCACUGUGAGCAUUCCUCCAACCCCAUCAAGUGUCCCUAUCCCGGAACGUAACCCAGCCAUUCUGUCUGUACCUACUGGGUCUGGAAAAAGAGGAGAGGGAUCCAUCAGAGACCCCACAUCAGCCGUUACCCCUCCUGUGGCACUACCCCCAGAACAAGACUUGGAGCCUGUGUCCUUCCAUAAGAUUGUAGCUGGAAGUGUUGCCCUUUUUCUAUCUGUUGCAAUGAUCCUGUUGGUGAUCUACGUGUCUUGGAAGCGCUACCCGAGCAGUGUCAAGCAGCUGCAGGAGCAUUCGGCAGCAGCUCGCAAACGCCGCAAGAAAGCAAGAGAGACCGAACGCACCCUAAGCUCUCCGCUGCAGGAGUACUAUGUGGACUACAAGCCCACCAAUUCCGAGGCCAUGGAUGUGCUUGUCAAUGGAACCGGACCAUGCACCUAUACAAUCUCAGGCUCCCGAGAAUGCGAGGUCCCCCACCAGUUGGGCGCGCUGACCUUCUACCGCUAUGAACAGCCCAUCGUAGAUUACUGCCAGGCACAUCAGCCCCUGCGGCUCAACAUGGGCUAUGAAGGGCCUCCACAGGGCCUGGAGGGACUAGAGGACCUGGGGCCGUGUGAUAGGGGCACUAUACAGACUGUGGCACUGCCCGCUGUGCCCUCUGCUGCCAGCAUAGGUGCCCCUGUGCCAGGGCCUCGCUCUCCGCCGCCACCACCCCUCAGACCACCGUCUGAGGGUCCCAGCGGUGGUCCUUACCCUACUAUCGAGCGCACAGGCACACUGAAAUUUGGACGCUAGCGAGCUGAGCCUGGAUGUUCCAAGUCGGGCAAGGGCCUCUUAUUCACCAUGACUUUGAAAUGAGGGGGCAGGCGAGCCGGCUAUUCAUUGGGGCCUUGUUUUCAGAACAUGAGUCUGAGAACAAAAAGACAAAAUACUUCAAUUCUGCCUGGAAGGAUCUGCUAUCUGGAACAGACAGUCCCACUAAGACACAGUACAGUGGGAGACAUCCACUUCAGAUGAUUAUUUUUCCCAAUGCACCGCAUCACAAAAACUCCUUACUAAUGAAUCAUGGGAAGAAAUUAAGCAUAUGACAAAAAGGUUUUAUCUUAUUUCCUAAUCAGUUUUUGCUAUAUCCUAUGACAUGAACAUGGGGCACGUGUUCACAGCAAAAAUAUCAGGAGUGGAAGGGAAAGUGCAAUAAUCACUAUCUUGAUGACAAACAAUGACAUGAGAUUGAGCAACAUGAAGAGCAAGGGGCAUCAUACUGUGAUUAUUAUCUAAAUAUCUAUUCAGUUGUUUUUAUCAAUCAGUAUUUCAGAAAAGAUGACAGAAUCUAUCUCUUUUUUUGCUCCAUAUUUUCAGAUGUGGGAUCUGGAUUCCAUUAAUGUGCAUGUCAAACCAAAGAGUUUACUUAUAUAUUUUUUUUUCUUUAAAUGCACAUAAGCUGCUCUAGUUGAGGGCAUUCUUAAAAUGCCUGAAAGUCCUGUAAACUAACCUCUCCAAUCUCACACACACAGCCAAAUCCCCUUGAGGAUCCAGAUGAACUUGUCUUAUCUUCAUAGAUUAGCAAAGUAAUCAUGAGAUACAUGCAAGUAACGUCGGGAAGCAGAAUUUUGAAGAUAUUUUUCAUGAUUAUGUAAUUUAACAGAUCCACCCAGCAUCAGCUCAAAUGGUGUUCAUCAGCUUAAACAAAAACCAUAGGGACACUUUAAAGGAGACACUAUAGGAUGGGUUUCAUUUAUUUCCUAAACAUGCAGAGGCCCUUUCAACUGAAGAAUAGCAGCUCUUUGUAUACGAUUAUAUCCCAGCUGAAUGAUCCACUAUGCUUUAAAGAGGUUCACAUGAGGAAUUAAUGUGGUAAAACAUAAGAAUGCAAAGUAUUGUACAUAGUCCUAAAAAGGUCCAGUUGACUGAUGGUCCGACCACUGCCCCAGUUAAUUGGAAACGUUGUUGAAUCAGUGUCAGACUUCUUUUCACAUUGGACAACUGGGAAUGCACCAUGGAUUGGGAAAGAUGUGGCAAUGUACUCCCUUCCCCCACAGAGAACGACAGUGCCUGGUGGUGGCAAGUCGAACCAGCACGUUGGCUUUUCUUUGACCUGCGCAUGAACCCACACGCUGUACUGGGAAUACUGCUGACUCCUCUUUAUUUGUCCAGAAAGUGUUUCUGCAGUGCAGGACUUUAUUGCACUGGGUAACCCCGUGGCCACCAUGUCAAGCACCACUUCUUACUGACUUAUGGAGCAGAAGAGGACCUCAGACGAGGCCGUGGUGGCCUGUCAAGUAUCACCUUCAGCUUAAUCCAAGCAGAGCUCCUGGGUCAGUUUGGAACAUGUCAGUGGUCAUACUCCUGGGAGUUGUGGAAACCAUGCCCGGUCCUCCAGUAGGACGAGGACAAAUAAAACUGUAAUGGGCCCAAAUUUGCUACAAAAGUGGGUGUAUGCUCAAAAAAAGACAAAGAUAGGGAAUCUUUGUUACAUUUGUUUAGUAUUUUGUUGUUUUGGCUUGGGGCAUAAGAGACGUUUGUUCAAAGAUGAUGUCAAGAAAUUCUAUGAGACUAAUCCAUGGACAGAAUCAAAUAGAACUUAUUUAUGAUGUAUAUAGUGAAUCUUUAAGGAAGAAAAAGUAUGAACUUUACUUCUUCUGAAACACAAACUGCUUGUGAACAGAAGAGGAGCCUUACACACUUUCCAGUGGGAAUCUGUUACCCUAAUGACUCGGUGAUGAGGUUCCUACUGUAACGCUCCUGUUGUUUCAAUGAUAAAUAUUUUUCUAUCUGCUCCCGAUACUAUUCUACCAUUUAACACAAACUACUCAGUUUCCCCCCUAGAAAUCCAAUCAUUCUACCUACAUGGAGAAGGGAAGAUUGGGAGCCCCAUUGUUAGAGCGUCAAACUUCAUAAACAUCCGUAGUUUCAGUUCUGACUGAAGGGCAUCUUGCAGGAGGUGGCCAAAUAUGUCGUCAUCCCGCCCCACUCCUCUUGUUCAAGAGUUUCAACCCUACCUACCAUUUCUAGGUCCACUCGAGGAGAAGCUUUUCUUUAUACCAAGAGUUUAACUUGUGAAGGAUGUUCUUUUUGAUGUGCCAUUAUUUUGUUAAGUGUUUUACCAAAAAGACAACCCCAAAAUAACAAAUGACCCAAAAGUCUCCAUGGUUUCACGACGAAGAAGGGUUCAGUCCCCUUCAUGUACAGAACAAUGCAUAAAAAGCAGUUGAUUCGCUCAGUACGGUUGCUUAAUAGUGCUGGUGGAGUUUACUUUGUAAUAGCAGCUGUGCCAAUGUCUUUAUAAUGGGAGUUCUCUCAAUUCUAUCCAUGUAUUGUCUUGCCUUGCUCUAUAUCACCCCUGCUAACUCCUUGGCCUGAAUUUCAUGUCUGCCUCUUGGUGACUCGGGUGAACCUGUUUAAUGAUGUUCUAUUUCUGUCUGCAUGCUGAUAUUUUGGGAAACUAUGCCCAGUUAGGGAGAAGCGCUGAACCAGAGACAAACAGUUAAAGGUUAUUUCCUGUCUGGAGUGCCCUAGAACCAGCAGCACGUGUCAUGGACACUGUUCUCAAGCCUACUUGUUUUCGCAACCCAUCCUGACCCUGCCUAAACUAAAGCAGACUUCCCUGACACUAUAUAUGCUUUUACAUGAAGUAAGAGACGUGUUGGGCACUCCAGGGACACUUUCCCUUUUAUAGGCUCCUGCAAAAACCUGGUACCCCAUAUGCAGUAAUUACCUCACUUUUCUAAGGAGUAAUAAUGGUUCAGUUCAGUCUUAACCCAAUGAUCAAAGCUUUUUGCCCUUCAUGUGUAAUUAGAAAGUGCAAAUAAAAUCUCUAAAAGUUCACAAUCAAAUCAAUUGCUAAUCAGUAAAUGAUACAUCAUGACUAUGUUCCUGAUAAAAUUGGACAUGUUUAGCGGAAUGUUCAAAUCCUGCUGCCAGUAAUUGUUUAGUCUUUUGUCCAUUUCUUUUGCCAUCAGAGAGCUGCAAGCACAGGUACUGCAUGCUAAUGAUGCUUGUUUGAGCUAAACUCCAGGACCGUCUGCACUAGCACCGCAAUGCCGACAGGCUUUAUUUUCUCUUCUGCUUUGUUUGUUUAUGCUUUCGUUCACCCAGAGCUCCCCAACCCCCCUACAGUCUUUGAGUCCAGGCUCAAGUCCCCACUGGGAACAUUUCUCUUAUUUUCCUCGUCUCUUUUUGGCUUCGGGUGGGGUGAAUGAAGGUCUGAAGAAUUGCAGAGAAAACUUUCAUAUUUCAGUAUUAAUGCACAGAGGAAAAGCUAAAUGCAAAUCUCCGAGGGGGGAGAGGGAAAGGAGAGAAGACAGAAGGGGGAGCCAGAGACGCUGUACAAUUGGGAGGAUAUAGAGGGACAAAUGGAUAAACGCAAGGACAUUUUUUUUAUGUUACAAAGGAAGCUUUCUGAUGUUUUUACAUAUCAGCUGUAGAUCUAAAAAGACACCAGCAUAUUCUCACUCCAAAGUGGUCAAAUACAAAGGCUUGGUUAGUGGUCGAACAUGUAUAAUUAUGAGACUUAAGUAACCCUUUACUGCAUUGCUUGUGCAUUAUUAUUGUUCAUUAAAAUGGACAUGUCUCCAUGGUCUUCUUCCAGAUCGUCUCUGCGACGGGCUCAAAAAAAUGCAUAAUGAUGUAAUCUGGAGCCGAGACAUGCAUACAAGGGAGCCAAAGUAGAACUGGCUUACCACAAAACACAUCAAUGAAAGGUCAAAGAUCCCUUAGGUUGUUCAAGAACACAGCAGAACAGACUCUUGCAUCAGUUUCAAGAAGAAGCCGGUGGUUAUCAAUCAUUUUAUGACUGUUUUUCUUACAUUUCUCCGCUACUCUGCUA
Cheilinus undulatus (humphead wrasse) is the source of this 6344-nucleotide messenger RNA. Its product is annotated as leucine-rich repeat transmembrane neuronal protein 4. The transcript has 3 exons. The record is from RefSeq and is a predicted model, not a curated record. Bases 428 to 2314 code for a protein of 628 amino acids. Gene Ontology annotation, molecular function: protein binding. NCBI's taxonomy places the organism in Eukaryota, Metazoa, Chordata, Actinopteri, Labriformes, Labridae.